Molecule: messenger RNA, 636 nt
Organism: Sclerotinia sclerotiorum 1980 UF-70
Lineage: Eukaryota; Fungi; Ascomycota; Leotiomycetes; Helotiales; Sclerotiniaceae
Exons: 2
Coding region: 1-636 (211 amino acids)
Source: RefSeq, a predicted model, not a curated record
AUGUCCAGAGUUACUCCUCCCGUCACAAAAUUCACCCAUGCUAUUCGUCGUAGUAUCAGUACUACUCCUACUGUUGCGAGCCCAAGUGCCCAAUUAAAAACCAAGGGUACCAAAGCUGAUCUCAUCUCCAAACUAUCCGCUCACGAGCGCACCAUAACCACCAUUCAUCGACCUCUUCCACCCUCCAUUAAAACCAUCCCUCUCAUGCAAGGAUUCCGCACCAGCGCACCCCGUCCCGCCGCCUCCCCUUCCACACUCGACCAUCUCAUUCUCCCCCGUCUCCCCAGCGAAUCCUCCACCACAUUCUCCAUGCGCGUACCCAUCCUUCCAGAUAACUACAGCGCUACUCAAUCCAUUAAAGAGAGUAUCGACACCGCGAUUCCCAAACAGGAAAUCCACGUCGUUAGUGCAUUGCCCGAAGAAGAUUUCGCGGCUGUUAAUGUCAUGACCGAAGUGGUGGGUAAUGAAGCAGAUGCGAGUAUGGAUUUGGGAGAAUGGGUUCAGGGGAUUAGGUCGAGAGGUGAGGAGAUUAAGGAGAAGUUUGUGGGGAGGGAUCGUGAACAGGGAGUUCUUGGUGAAUUGUGGACGAGUAUGCGAGAGGAUGUUUUUGGUUCGAAAGGGAAAGUUGUUAUUUGA